This is a messenger RNA of Trematomus bernacchii (emerald rockcod), 1561 nucleotides long. Its product is annotated as zinc finger protein 24-like. The transcript has 3 exons. The record is from RefSeq and is a predicted model, not a curated record. Gene Ontology annotation, molecular function: RNA polymerase II cis-regulatory region sequence-specific DNA binding; DNA-binding transcription factor activity, RNA polymerase II-specific. Gene Ontology annotation, biological process: regulation of transcription by RNA polymerase II. The coding region runs from base 206 to 1429 and encodes 407 amino acids. NCBI's taxonomy places the organism in Eukaryota, Metazoa, Chordata, Actinopteri, Perciformes, Nototheniidae.
AAUAAAUGUAUAGAACUCGGUAUCUUAUUUUGAAAAUCACCUCACAGCGGAUGUAAUUCAUCGCUUCCGGAAGUAGCGAGUUAUCGCAUUGUUAUGUUUCUUUCAGAUUGGUGCCUUCUAGUAUUGUUGACAAUGUUCGUUUAAUUUUUAUUACAAGUUAACUUGUCUGGAAAUAACCUACACGUCUUGCUAACACAAUAACCACAUGACGUGUUUUUUGGAAGGGAAAACGAUAGAGGAAACGUACGGAGCUAAUGUAGCUAACGUUAGCUACCUGACAACGACUAGCCUCAGUUUCAGGAUGUCUAAGCUUGAACGUCUAAACGCUCGUGUGGCCAAGCUCCUGACUGAAGCGGUGCAGGAGGUUCUGGAGGUGGUGAAGGAGACGGUGUCAGAGUACCAGGAGAAAACUGCCAGAACACAGAGAGAGAACGAGAGCCUGAAGAGGAAGCUUCAGGAGCUCCAGGAGAACAUAACAAAAGAGAUAAUAGAUGUCUUACCUACAAGUUGUCCGUUGCCUGAAGAAAAAGAAGACGCUCAAAAUCAAAAGCAGGAUUUGGGGCUUUCUUUGAGGCAGGACUCAGACCCACCUCUCGCAGAGCAAAAACAGAUAAUCGUCCACACAAAUGAACAAAAUGUGAAGCAGGAAUCGCAACAACAGGAGAGCUACGACAACACUGAAUUACAAACUGAAUCCAACUCAGCGCAAACAACAGAACAUUGCCUACUACAACCAGAGGAGGUGGCACACAUUAUUGAGGAAGCAGUGAGUGUUCAGACAUUGCACAAUGAAAAUGGAGACCUCAGUGCAGUCACAUCCUAUAACGUGUGCACCCCUCACUCCAGCACUUCACUCGAGGUAAACCUGGCAGUUAUCAAAAGAGAGUUAGAACUAACAGAGUGCACAACAACAGAACCACCAUCUCUUCAAGAACAACAUAGCAGUGUGGAUUUAAGCUGCAACUCUUCUCGCCAGAACUCUGCUGAAACACACCGGCCACAAGCUAGUGCUGAAACUAAAGGACAUGUCUUUGUCCACUCAAAUCAAGCCAUACAAAGGAGGCAUGGCUUCGCAAAAACCAACAGCGGUGCGUUCGAUGGGAGAAAAAGCCGCAUGGAGCACUUCAGGGGAGAAGAAUCCCACCUGUGUGUUGUGUGUGGAAAGACAUUCAGCAGGGUGGGGAACUUGAGAAUCCACCAGCGGUGUCAUACGGGAGAGAAGCCGUAUGGGUGCGUUCAGUGUGGGAGACGUUUCAGUCAGGCGGGAGACCUGAAAAAACACAAGAGGGUCCACACGGGGGAGAAACCGUACUACUGCAGCCAGUGUGGGAAGAGCUUCAGCCGGGGGGAGAAUCUGAAAAGACAUCAGAAGAUUCACAUUGGAGAGAUACUACAGUUACAGCCAGUGUGGAGGGAGCAACAGCAAUGAUUUUUAUAUAAGACUUCAAUGAGCACGCUUACCAUGUAGAACUCAUGUAGAACUCAUGUAGAAGUCCGGCAGUGGCUCAGUCAGUAGGGGAUUGGACUGUGAGCCGCAGGGUCGCCGGUUCAAGUCCCCGAC